This is a messenger RNA of Histoplasma mississippiense, 621 nucleotides long. RefSeq lists its product with no specific name. The record is from RefSeq and is a predicted model, not a curated record. Gene Ontology annotation, molecular function: small GTPase binding; guanyl-nucleotide exchange factor activity. Bases 1 to 621 code for a protein of 206 amino acids. Gene Ontology annotation, biological process: protein import into nucleus. Gene Ontology annotation, cellular component: nucleus. The transcript has a single exon. NCBI's taxonomy places the organism in Eukaryota, Fungi, Ascomycota, Eurotiomycetes, Onygenales, Ajellomycetaceae.
AUGGCUCGCGAUGUACCCAUCACCGUUCGGGUUCCUCGUGUUCCUCUAUCCUUCCGCAACUUCGCACUUAUUUUAGAACGAGGUCGAUUUACCAGUAAAAGGGUUUUGGUCGGCUCUGACCGAUUUCCGGCGAUUGACGAGGCUGAAGAAAUCGGCUACGAAAUAAAUAUCCUGGAAAGAGUCCAGAAGGCGAAAGAUGCCACACCGCGUAAGAAGAAAUUCUUACGUGGAAAUGGGAAUAACCGUUGGAGUGGCGCCACGGGGAAUAAUACGCAAGCCCAGUCCAGUGGCUCUGAAACGACAUCUGGACCCGGGCCGGAGCGAUGGGUGGAACAGGGGGUAGAUGAAAUUUUACAUCUGAAGAUCCUGGAGAGUCUCGUCGAUUCUGACGCGCCCUCCACCAUAGUACUCGCGACGGGUGAUGCAGCUGAAGCAGAAUACUCAGACGGGUUUUUGAAGAUGGUGGGGCGUGCGCUGCAGAAAGGGUGGGCGGUCGAACUCGUGAGCUUCAGCACUACCACGAGUCGCGAGUAUAAGCGGAAGGGAUUCCGUUCUCAGUGGGGUUCGCAGUUCAGGGUCAUCAAGCUCGAUGAAUAUGUUGAACACCUUCUAGAUGCGUGA